AUGGUUGGUUCCAUGGGUUUGUUGUCUGCUGCUGGUGCCAAGUCCACUGUGGAAGCAUUCCUUUCGUCCAUCGCUGCCUCUGCUGAUGUUUUGGCUAUGGCUAAGGUCGAAGUCAAGUUGGGAGCUAUCCCAGAAGGUAAGAACGUCAUCAUCAAAUGGCAAGGUAAGCCUGUUUUCAUCAGACACAGAACUGCUGAUGAAAUCGACGAAGCCAACCAGGUUGACAUCAAAACCUUGAGAGACCCACAGAACGACAUUGACCGUGUCAAGAAGCCUGAAUGGUUGGUCAUGUUGGGUAUCUGUACCCAUUUGGGAUGUGUUCCUAUCGGUGAAGCUGGUGAUUUCGGAGGUUGGUUCUGUCCUUGUCACGGUUCCCAUUACGAUAUCUCCGGCAGAAUCAGAAGAGGUCCAGCUCCAUUGAACUUGGAAAUCCCACAAUACGAGUUCUCCGAUGAAGAAACCUUGUUGGUUGGUUAA
Molecule: messenger RNA, 477 nt
Organism: Scheffersomyces stipitis CBS 6054
Lineage: Eukaryota; Fungi; Ascomycota; Pichiomycetes; Serinales; Debaryomycetaceae
Gene: RIP1
Product: ubiquinol--cytochrome-c reductase catalytic subunit
Exons: 1
Coding region: 1-477 (158 amino acids)
Biological process (GO): mitochondrial electron transport, ubiquinol to cytochrome c
Cellular component (GO): membrane
Molecular function (GO): 2 iron, 2 sulfur cluster binding; quinol-cytochrome-c reductase activity
Source: RefSeq, a predicted model, not a curated record